Molecule: messenger RNA, 947 nt
Organism: Mucor mucedo
Lineage: Eukaryota; Fungi; Mucoromycota; Mucoromycetes; Mucorales; Mucoraceae
Product: nucleotide-diphospho-sugar transferase
Exons: 1
Coding region: 21-932 (303 amino acids)
Molecular function (GO): glycosyltransferase activity
Source: RefSeq, a predicted model, not a curated record
UUUCAAAACACACAUAAAAAAUGGUAACAUCUUCUACUAUACAUGGAGCCUGGGCUGUUGUAUUGACCAGUACAAAUAACUAUGUCAAAGGAGUUCUGGCACUAAAGCACGCGUUGCAUGAUUUACACCAUAGUGAAUACCCUCUCCUUGUGCUUUAUACUUCGGCAGUGGUCCCUAGCGUGAUUGAAACUCUAAAAAAACUUGGUUGCAUUGUAAAAGAAAUUAAGCCUAUUACUCCAAAAGGAAAAGUGAAUUAUAAAUUCGAAAGGUUUGUUGAUACAUGGACAAAGCUAUCGGUUUGGAAUCAAUCAGGCUAUGAUCGGCUAGUCUUGCUUGAUGCCGACAUGCUGCCACUUCAGAAUAUGGACGAACUCAUGAGAUUAGAACUACCCGACAAGAAUUGGGUGGCUGCUUCCCAUGCAUGUAUCUGCAACCCUCAGAAGAUUGACCACUAUCCCGUGCAUUGGAUACCUCAAAACUGCGCCUACACUGGCGAAACCUGCGUUUCUCCUGUUCCUCUGAACAAAAAUUCAAGUUAUUUCAAUAGCGGCCUUAUCGUACUAACUCCCGAUGAAAGUAAAUUCAGCGCAAUGAUCGAUUAUCUGGACAGCAUCUCGGACCUUAAUAUUUAUCCUUUUCCCGACCAAGAUUUCUUAAAUGAAAUUUUUAAUAAGCAAUGGAAGCCGAUAUCGUUUAUUUAUAAUGCACUCAAGACUCUCCAGUGGGCCCAUGAACCAAUGUGGAAUCUCGAAAAAGUCAAGAACAUUCACUACAUUCUCAAUAAGCCUUGGGAUACCGAUGUAAAUCGAACACUAUCCGAUUUAGAAGAAACUUACAAACCGUUGUACAAACUUUGGUGGAACAGUUACAACCAGAUUUCUACCACAUUGUCAGUGGAUGAUGUGAUUUUGUCAAACUCUAAAAGGCAUUAAAGUUACUUAAACCUU